Molecule: messenger RNA, 1647 nt
Organism: Colletotrichum gloeosporioides
Lineage: Eukaryota; Fungi; Ascomycota; Sordariomycetes; Glomerellales; Glomerellaceae
Exons: 3
Coding region: 1-1647 (548 amino acids)
Source: RefSeq, a predicted model, not a curated record
AUGAACACCAACAACAGCUACCGCUAUGCUUCCCUCGCAAGCGCUCGGUCCAUCCGCUUGGUCGUACUGCAUCCCAGCACGAACAUCGAUGCACCUCUUGUGUGCGACUUGACUGAGGUUAACUUGGACAGUCCGCCUGAGUAUGAGACUCUGUCGUACACCUGGAACGAUGAGUCACCUUCGGAAAGCAUGACAGUCAUGUCUACGAGCUACGAUUGCCAGUCUUUGCUUCUUACGCCGAACUGUGCAUCCGCCUUGAGAGUUCUACGGAAGCGCAUCGUCAGCGAAACAGUGGCUCAGAUUGGACUUUGGGUCGAUGCCAUAUGUAUCAAUCAAUCAUCCAAUGCAGAAAAAAGCACACAAGUCGGGAUGAUGGCCGAGAUCUAUAACCGUGCUGCACGGGUCAUCUUAUGGCUCGGGAUGAGCUGGGCACCGCCUGAUCUCAAGAGCCUUUGGAUGAUCCAGCUAAUUCGCUUCACUACGACUAAUGGGUAUGAGCCUGAGUGGCUUAUCCCACUCAUGAAGUGGCUGCACCCAAUCGUUGGCAACCUAGUUGCCAAAGGUCGCAGGAAAGAUAUCAUAUCCAACAUCUCUCGCGCCCCGUACUGGUCUAGGAUGUGGACUUUACAAGAGUGCACACACACUACUUCCGCCUUGCUUUGUGUCACUGGACAGCUGUGCCCGCUAUCUACCAUCCGCGCCAUUGCAUAUCCGAACAUUUUUGAUCAUCAGAUCAGCAACCCAUUGUAUCUCCAUUUCAGUCUUCUACAAUCCCUGCAGUACGUCAACACAUCGCAGCCGCCCCCGUGGAUGUUGGCCCUAUCACUGCAGAACAUGCUUCGAAUGAAGGCGUCGGAUCCGCGAGAUAAGAUAUUCGCCCUGCGAGAAUUAUUCCACGGUGUUCUUCAAGGGAUCCGUGUAUCUUACGACCGUUCGCCCGAAGAGCUGUGUGUUGAAGCGACCAGACUGCUCGUCACAAAGCAACAAAGUCUCAAGGUUCUGCUGCAUGGAUUUGUCCAGCCUAAUUCCCCGACGCUCCCAUCUUGGGCAGUUAACUGGGUUGCGGAACCAACUAGCGUUUUGUCUCGUCGGAGACUUUGGGAAUCCGUGGCGUCAGAAGUCAAUGCCUGCAAUGGCGCUGAACCCGCAAUUAACUUCAGCGCUGACGGCCAAAGACUGGUUAUGAAAGGAGUAAAAAUAGGAAAAGUCGGUCCAUGUAUCAGUCAAGAACUCCAUCCUGUGGAUCGAGUUAACGAAGAAGUGAGGGACAGGUUCGGAUACUCAUUUCCAGAAUUUAUCUCAAAGUCUUUGAGCACAAACGCGAUUAGUAGGGAUGAGUUUACGGCUGGCUUCAAAGAACUGUUCAAGGUGGAAUUGGUGACAGACGUCUUGAAACGACCCGCUUCGGAAGAGACUUGGAGGCUUUUUGACAAGCAGACAAGCCCGGAAGAAAUAUGGCAACUCGCCAAAUACAACGCGAACGUUGCUACAGAGCUCAUAGUCAGCUCAGCUGGCGGGGCGCUGUUCUCGGUAUCGGUGGGCGUGGAGCAUCGUCGGUCGUCGGGAGACGUUACCAUUGAUUAUUCGAGAAGGAAGGCGAUUUUUGGGCGUCCUCGAACCCUGUUCAUCCAAGCCAAGGAUUCAUAG